UAAUCACAUUUUUUCUGCAAUUCUUUCAAUCUCUGUUCUGCUAUAAAUAUUUGAUUCCGAGUCCAAUCUCUACCUCAACAUCAUUCUCACAAAUCUCAUUUCUCUCGAAGUUGUGACCUUUACGGUAAUAAAGCUUCGGACUUAUCUCUCUAGCUCCCCUCCUUCCCCUCCUCUCUGGUCGUUUCGUUUAGGGAAGUGCCAAUUCUUACCCUUCUUCUUACCCAUCUCUCUAUCUAUUAUUAAUGUUUGGGACUCUCGCUUCCGGAGAUAUCGAAACCGCCAGAUUGAGGCGUAAUUUGGGGGUAACACGCAAUUUAGGGUUUUCCUGCGGUGGAUUUGAGGACCUGGGUAUGAGAUUGGAAGGCGACAACAUGAAGCCACAAGGAGAAGGUGACGAAGAAGAAGAUGAAGAAACGGCGUCGUUUGAGAUUCAGCAGCAUCCGUUUCAGCAGACGCAGAAGCUUGUUGUUGGGUAUGCUCUCACUUCCAAGAAGAAGAAGAGUUUCUUGCAGCCCAAGCUUGAACUCAUGGCUAGGAGAAAAGGCAUUUGCUUUGUCGCCAUCGAUUUGAACCGUCCACUUUCUGAACAAGGACCAUUUGAUGUUGUUUUGCAUAAGUUACUGGGAAAAGAGUGGCAAGAGGUUAUUGAGGAUUAUCAGCAGACACACCCGGAAGUGACUGUGCUUGAUCCUCCAAGUUCAAUCCAGCGUAUAUAUAACCGACAAUCGAUGCUUCAGGGCAUGGCGGAUUUGAAGCUCUCUGAUUGCAGCGGCAGCAUGUUUGUUCCAAAGCAAAUGGUUGUCUUGAAAGAUUCAGCCUCUAGUGCCGAUAAAGUUGUGGAAGCUGGUCUUAAAUUUCCACUAGUUGCGAAGCCACUCUGGAUCGAUGGAACUGCAAAGUCACACCAGUUGUUCUUAGCUUAUGAUAGGCGCUCGCUUGCAGAACUUGAUCCGCCUUUAGUCUUGCAAGAGUUUGUUAACCAUGGUGGAGUUAUGUUCAAGGUUUUUGUGGUUGGUGAUAUCAUAAAAGUUGUGAGACGGUUCUCUCUGCCAAAUAUAAGUAACUGCGACAAAGCCAAAGUUGAAGGCGCCUUCAAAUUCCCGAGGGUUUCAUCUUCUGCUGCUUCAGCGGAUAACGCAGACUUGGACCCUAGUGUUGCUGAGCUGCCUCCAAAGUCUUUCCUCGAGGCCCUUGUGAAAGAGCUACGAACCUUACUGGGACUUCGGCUUUUCAACAUAGACAUGAUCAGAGAACAUGGGAGCAAGAACGUGUUUUAUGUUAUCGACGUCAAUUACUUUCCUGGUUAUGGAAAGAUGCCAGAUUACGAGCAAGUGUUUGUAGACUUCUUCCAAAACCUGGCGCAGGCCAGACAUAAGAAGAGACAUUGUAAAUGAAGAAAGCUUGGAGGAGAGGUAUCAGACUGAUGUUGGUGGUGGUGAUAAGAAUAAUAUGACUAAUUAUGGAUUUGUAUAGAAUUAGCUCUCCCUUUUUGGAAGGCUCUAUCAGAUAACAAGUUUUUGAUUAGUGUUUCUGAAGUUUUUUUUUUAUAUAUAAUUUAUAGACAAGUUGCAUUGUAGUACUCAUUUCAAUCAAAAUCCUCAGUUUCGGUUUAGCUAUAUAAACCAAACCAA
This is a messenger RNA of Brassica rapa (field mustard), 1631 nucleotides long. Its product is annotated as inositol-tetrakisphosphate 1-kinase 2. Gene Ontology annotation, biological process: inositol trisphosphate metabolic process. Gene Ontology annotation, cellular component: cytoplasm. The record is from RefSeq and is a predicted model, not a curated record. Gene Ontology annotation, molecular function: inositol-3,4,5,6-tetrakisphosphate 1-kinase activity; inositol-1,3,4-trisphosphate 5-kinase activity; magnesium ion binding. Lineage: Eukaryota; Viridiplantae; Streptophyta; Magnoliopsida; Brassicales; Brassicaceae.